AUUCACCACCCGAAGAUGUCUCUCGUCGAAACGCUUCAGUCUCAGUUUGAAGCAGCACUGCUUCAUGUCGCCGCCAUAGUGUCACGCUUCGAAUCCGAGAUGCUCCAUAUCCCACCUGCCCUGCGCUUCUUCACAGUAGGCGCAGAACCAGACCACCUGUUCAGACAGGCUUUCCUCUUCCUUCUGGCUCCGCUCCAUGCCUUUGUUACACUACCUCUGACCGACUUGGUCUGCUAUAAUUCCCGGAAGUUACGGCGUCACGGGUUGGUUCAGUGUGGAGAGUGGUAUCUGUGGUUCUUUGUCACGUUUUGGGUC
Messenger RNA from Cucurbitaria berberidis CBS 394.84, 315 nucleotides. RefSeq lists its product as uncharacterized. The record is from RefSeq and is a predicted model, not a curated record. The annotation marks the transcript as partial. The transcript has a single exon. NCBI's taxonomy places the organism in Eukaryota, Fungi, Ascomycota, Dothideomycetes, Pleosporales, Cucurbitariaceae.